This is a messenger RNA of Nakaseomyces glabratus, 1695 nucleotides long. Its product is annotated as sugar porter family MFS transporter. Gene Ontology annotation, cellular component: plasma membrane. Gene Ontology annotation, molecular function: carbohydrate:proton symporter activity. NCBI's taxonomy places the organism in Eukaryota, Fungi, Ascomycota, Saccharomycetes, Saccharomycetales, Saccharomycetaceae. The record is from RefSeq and is a predicted model, not a curated record. Gene Ontology annotation, biological process: carbohydrate transport; transmembrane transport.
AUGUCACAAGCUCAAAGUUUGUCACCUUCUGAAAGCGCCGAAAACUCCCCAGUCAGGGAAGUCAAUGUUGCUAACAGCUUCAAAGAUGAUGACUUCAUUUUGGAGCAGAAGCAAACCGCUGAUGUUUCUGCGAUGUCCCCAGAAGCAGAAGCACCACCUAAACCAAUCUCAGCCUACUUUACUGUGAUCUGUCUAUGUUUGAUGAUCGCAUUCGGUGGUUUUGUCUUUGGCUGGGAUACUGGUACUAUUUCUGGUUUUGUUGCUCAGACCGAUUUCAAGAGAAGAUUUGGACAACAAGCUGCUGAUGGUUCUUACUACUUAUCUGAUGUGAGAACUGGUUUGAUUGUUGCUAUUUUCAAUAUUGGUUGUGCCAUUGGUGGUUUGACCUUGGGUCGUCUUGGUGAUAUGUAUGGUCGUCGUCUUGGUUUGAUGGCUGUUAUUACUGUCUACGUUGUUGGUAUUGUAAUUCAAAUCUCUUCUACCACUACCUGGUACCAAUAUUUUGUUGGUAGAAUUGUCUCCGGUCUUGGUGUUGGUGGUAUUGCUGUGCUAUCCCCAACCUUAAUUUCUGAAACUGCUCCAAAGCAUUUGAGAGGUACUUGUGUGUCAUUCUACCAGUUGAUGAUUACUUUGGGUAUCUUCUUGGGUUACUGUACAAACUAUGGUACCAAGACUCACACCAAUUCUAUUCAAUGGAGAGUUCCUCUAGGUCUAUGUUUUGCCUGGGCUUUGUUCAUGCUUGUUGGUAUGUCCAUGGUUCCUGAAUCACCAAGAUUCUUGGUUGAGAAGGGUAGAUUUGAAGAGGCCAGACGCUCUCUUGCCCGUUCUAACAAGGUUUCCAUGGAUGACCCAAUUGUCACAGCUGAAAUUGAAAACAUCAGCGCUGGUGUUGAAGCUGAGAAAUCUGCAGGUAAUGCCUCUUGGGGUGAAUUGUUUUCCACCAAGGGUAAGAUCUUGCAACGUGUUGUCAUGGGUAUCAUGAUCCAAUCUUUGCAACAAUUGACUGGUUGUAACUACUUCUUCUACUACGGUACUACUAUUUUCAAGGCUGUUGGUUUAGAAGAUUCUUUCCAAACUUCUAUUAUCUUGGGUAUUGUCAACUUUGCUUCCACCUUUGUCGCUUUGUAUGUUGUUGACCGCUUUGGUCGCCGUAAGUGUUUGCUAUGGGGUUCCUCUACAAUGGCUGUCUGCAUGGUCAUCUUUGCUUCAGUUGGUGUCAAGAGUCUAUAUCCUAACGGUAAGGACCAACCAUCCUCCACUACUGCUGGUAACGUUAUGAUUGUUUUCACCUGUCUAUACAUCUUCUGUUUUGCAACUACUUGGGCUCCAACUGCUUACGUUAUUGUUGCCGAAACCUACCCACUACGUGUUAAAAACCGUGCUAUGGCCAUUGCUGUUGGUUUCAACUGGAUCUGGGGUUUCUUGAUUGGUUUCUUCACACCAUUUAUUACUACUGCCAUUAACUUCUACUACGGUUACGUCUUCAUGGGCUGUCUAGUCUUCUCCUUCUUCUACGUCUUCUUCUUUGUUUGCGAAACUAAAGGUUUGACUUUGGAAGAAGUCAAUGAAAUGUACGAAGAAGGCGUCUUGCCAUGGAAGUCCGCUCAAUGGCUACCAACUACCAAGAGAACCAGUGGCUACGAUGUGGACGCUGCUUUGCACGAUGACAAGCCAUGGUACAAGAGAUUUGCUUAG